Molecule: messenger RNA, 1168 nt
Organism: Homarus americanus (American lobster)
Lineage: Eukaryota; Metazoa; Arthropoda; Malacostraca; Decapoda; Nephropidae
Product: nucleoporin nsp1-like
Exons: 8
Coding region: 101-1153 (350 amino acids)
Source: RefSeq, a predicted model, not a curated record
CCCACACGAACACCUGGAGCCUGAAGACGGGUUGAGAGGACGUGUGUUGUGUUGUGCCAGAAACAUUGUUUAAGGUCUAGCCAUCAAGUACUGAAACAUAAUGGCAAACUUUGGUGCAGUUAGACCUGUUGGAACUGUAGCAGGAAGUGGAAGUGGUUUUAAUUUUGGAGCUCAACCAACAGCAGGGACAAGCACCUCCAGUAGUGGUUUUAGCUUUGGACAGCCACAGACUUCGACAGUUGCAGCCGUUACUAAAAGUUUCUUUACAGCACCCACAAGUACACCUACAGCUGGAGGGUUUAGCUUUGGUAACCUUAGCAAUAUGAGCAGCACUGGAACCCAACCAGUAGUAACAGGAACAUCAACAAGUGGUUUUAGCUUUGGCAGCCCUGCCCCAGUUGCCACAGGUAUUGGUGGUUGCACAAGUACUAUCCCAACAGCCUCUGCAGGUGGAUUCAACUUUGGUACUCUGCCAACAGUGGCUACAAGCUCAACAGGAUUUGCUCUGGGUGGCACCCCAGCUACAAGCUCCUCUACUGGUUUUACUCUUGGUGGUACAAGCCUCACUCCAGCUACAUCUGCCAGCACAGGAUUCUCCUUUGGAGUAAUGGGUGGCACCCCAGCAUCCACAUCAUCUGGGUUUUCUCUUGGUGGCUUAGGAGGAACACCAGCAGUUUCAGCAUCCACUGGGUUUCCUUUGGGUGGUGCACAACCUUCAAAAACUCCAGCAUUUGGUUUUGCCAAUCCUACAGGUACCCCUUCCCUAACAAGUACUGGAUGUUUGGGUGGUGCAGGAAUUGGCUUAGGAGGUGCUCAGCCACCAUCUGCAAAUGCUGAUGCAAACAUUGCUGGGUCUAAAACUGAUGGGAAAUCUACCAAGGACCAGCAUCUUACUCAAGAUUUGUUUGCCACCAUAGCAGUGUUUGAGUCACGGCGUAAUGCAGAAAAUGCAGCCUCUGAAGAAAACAUUCGACAAACAGCAGCCCCUUUUCACAAAGUGGGUAAGAAGGCUGAGGAGAUCCAGCAGCAGCUAGCAGAACUAGCCAGUGAAUAUUUACAGUUACAUGCCAGUGCAGUCAAUCUAAAAGCAGAGGUUAUGAAGGUGAUUAUGUCAUUCAGUCUUUGCUUCAAGGAAAUAAAUUAUCUUAAGUAAAUUAUUUGAGGGUUU